AUGGCGUCGACUACUCAUUCCAGCUCCAAAUCAUCAUGGGACAAAGCGAAGAUUGGCGGCAAGCGGUUCUUCGACAAAGUCGGCCAGGGCGUGAAUAGAGUCAGCGAAAAGGCCGGCGCCGAAGCCUUCUGGCCCACGUCGCUGGACAAGGAGUCGGAGAAGGCGGCCAAGAUCCUGCGCAGUUUCUGCAUCGAUGGCUUCAGGCCGGGGAAAGACCAUACGACGCUCGAGCACAUUGCUCCAGAGCAAUCGUGCGCAAACUCAUCUCCGCCACAACAGAUCUUCCGCAACGCCCGCGGGGUAGCCGUCUUCACCGUCCUGCGCGCAGGCUUCCACUGGUCCGGCGCAGGCGGCAGCGGCGUCGUCGUCUCCCGCCUGCCGAACGGGCAAUGGUCGCCUCCGUCCGGCAUCCUCAUCCACACCCUCGGCUGGGGCCUGAUGGCCGGCGCCGACAUCUACGACUGCGUGUGCGUCAUCAACGACGAAAAAGGCAUGGAGGCCUUUACGCGGGUGCGGUGCACGCUGGGCGGCGAAGUGAGCGCCACGGUCGGCCCGCUGGGCGCCGGCGCCAACGUCGAGUCGCAACUGACGCACCCGGCGCCCGUGUGGUCGUACACGAAGUCGAAGGGCUUGUACGUGGGCGUGCAGAUUGACGGGACGGUGAUUGCCGAGCGGACGAGCGAGAACGAGCGCUUCUAUGGCAUUGAGGGGGUGAAGAAUCGGCAGAUUCUGGCGGGCGAGGUGCAGGUGCCUGCGGGGAGUAUGGUGCAGUUGUGGGAGACGCUGCAGGCGUGUGAAGGGGGGAAGCAUGAUCAGAGUCGACUCCCGCUGCCGGGGCGCGCGCCGAGUGAUCAUCAGCUGAAUCAGCCGAGAGAGGAGAGCCAGCGGGAGUUUGACGAAUUGGGGCAUCAUCCUGAGGAACGAAUGGACUCGAAGGAUGCAGGAGGGCGAGUGUGA
Molecule: messenger RNA, 957 nt
Organism: Neohortaea acidophila
Lineage: Eukaryota; Fungi; Ascomycota; Dothideomycetes; Mycosphaerellales; Teratosphaeriaceae
Exons: 2
Coding region: 1-957 (318 amino acids)
Molecular function (GO): phosphatidylinositol binding
Source: RefSeq, a predicted model, not a curated record